AUGCUAUUAUGUAAAAACACGCUACAUUGCAAAAAUAAGGUGUUUUAUUUAAACAUGCUGCAGAAAAUAUUUCAGCGUUUUUUUUUCUGCUUUUGAAGACCGUUCGGCUUGAGGAUGGUUACACUUUUCACUGCCAGUGCAAUAGAAUAGGCUAACAACACUUCAGCUGCGAGCAGUCUUGUUUGUGAGACUGGUGCGCAACUGAAAACUGCCUUGUACUGCCAUAACGGAUCAAGCGACGUAUUUCUCUACACUUCAGCGGUAUCAACUCGUGUGUGGAAACAGAUCCGUGUUUGAGUUGGAUGUAACGCUGGUAAACAGUUCCAGGGAGUAUGCUACCUUUCCGAGAAUAGGAGGGUGGUUGGAGUGGUUUUGCUUCUUUCGUCGUUUAUUUUUUUUUUCGGGGGGUUCCUCGAAUAGAGUGUAGGAAAGCUAGAGGAAGCCAAAUCUAAUCAUUCGACAUUGACUUUCGAGGAAGGCUGAGUGAGACGAGCACUUAAAAGUCAAGAACAGAAGCCAGCAAGCCCCCAGCGUCGGACUAACGUUGGACGCUGGUGCGUCGUGUUUAGCGAUAUAUCCACCUCUUCACAACAAGGUGUCCUGGUCGGGAUUAUACUGUAGAUCGCCUACCUAAUGUAUUGUGAACUUGCCUAGGGAGGAGAGUUGCCACAGAGACCCACACGGACAAAUUUCACAGUUGGGUGCAAGACUGAAGCCCUGGUCAUGAAUGGAUGCCGGUGACCUACCAGAAGGCGCAAAGGCCCAGUGGUGCAGCAUGUGAUGAUCCACGCCCGGAACGAAGGUUCCCUCAGCCAGAGCCGCAGCACAGGGAGGCGGGAACACUGCCCCCAUAGGCCACAUGGUGAGACCAUGGGCGGGGCCUGGCUUGAGCGCUCGCUGCGAUUCGGCAGGACCUUGAAGAAGUGUAGGACCAAGCGAGGAAGGGGAGGGGUUAAAGAGAUGCGGGAGAAGACGCCGGAACGGAAUAGGAGGCGGGGCAGGAAAUCAUAUCCCUUACGAGGAAGGGGAGGGUCUUCGGAGGAAGAGGGACUUAGCUGUCACGUUUUACUCACGCGGUUGGAGGAGGACAUCCAGGAGCAGGAGGACACCAAUGAGAGGGGGAAUGAUUCGCCUACCCAACCCCCCGUCAAACCUGAAUCCCGGAUCAAGAAACUGGGCAAAGGAAAAGGCGAAGCCAAGGGGAAACUCCUGGCGAAGAAGAUGAUUCCCAAAAUGAUAUCCAAAACCACCAGUGAUGUGCAGGAGUCGCCGUUUCCAGAGCCGCGUAAGCGACGGCUAGCUUCUCUCAACGCUGAGGCGGUGAACAGUCUGCUGUUGGAGAGACCCAACGAUACCCAGCCGGCUGGCAAACAGGCCAGGAGAGAGCAGGAGGAGCCCUCCAGCGGUGAGUCAACCCUGGGGACAGAUCCAGCUAGUGGUGGGGUGGCCGGAGGUCCUAAAGCUCAAAGAGCCAGCAGCAGCAAGGCCUCCAUAUUGCACAAGCCUGAACUGUGCCGACGCUCCAAAAAGGCCAAGAAAGUCUCCAAGAAACGGACCAAACCAGAUAAAGGAGAGAAGAAAGAGACUGCGAUGAUGACUCUACAGAUGUUACACACCCCUGCUCCUCGACGGCUAGCCGGACUCAACGCUGCCGCGCUGCUAAAGUUAACGAGCACCUCCGCAACUAGCAAACAGCGAGUGAAACCAACAUCGACUAUGACGACCGACUGCAAGACCAUGAGCGCCGCAUCAGUUGAUGUGAAGCAGAAGCAACCGCGACUGAAUCUUAAACAGUGUGGCCGCCAGCCUAAGCAGAAGGGAAGGAAGUUGAUUCCAGAACAGGGAGGCUGCAAGAAGUCCAACUUUGAGCCCAAAGGGGAGUGGGAGUCUGGAGGUUGCACCCACAGGCUAACCAAACCAGGCUACCAGUCGCGCAGCAUGCUAGCCUACCCGCUGAAGCCUGUCGUCAAAGAGGAGCAGGUUGAGGCAGAGCUGAGACCGUACUACUGCUGCCCCCCAGAGGGUUCUGUGGAGUACUGCCACCGCCUAGCAUUGUUCCUGGGUCAGAAGGCCUAUGCUGACUCAGAAGAACAACCUUUAAACGCUGCAAUGACCCCUAUGAAGCGGGAGUGCCUGGUGACAUCGCCCUCCGUGGCCCACCCCCAUUCCCAUGCAGCCCUGACCCUCAGCUCCCACCCUUGCCUCUGCACCGCCGACCCCGCCUGCUUCUCCAGCUACUACGUACACAUCGCACACCCCGGAGCUCCGUCGACCACCCUCAGCUCGAGACCUCUGAACUUUGGCACCUCGACAAUGUGUCCCGGCAUGGUGUCUGGGUCCAAGCUGCUGGGUCCUCCGGUGUCCCAUGCCUCGACGCUGGCCCACCCUGCUUUCUGUGGCUCAGUGGGCUCGCCCUACUACAGCAAGGCCUGCCGUGUCAGCGGCUACACCUACAGAGCCAUGCAGCCGGUCAACAGCAGGGGGUGCUCUUUCUCCACAGGCUGUUCCGGGUUUACACACGGCAUCAAGACAGAGGGUUACUCCUCCCCCAAAGGCGACCACAGCCCCUCCCUCCUGGUCUCCCCCUCCCUCCCACUCUCGGGCUGCCCCCUCCACACCACCCCCUCCUCCACCCAGGCCAAGCCCCAUCUCCUCACCCCCCUGUCUGACCGCAGAGUGCCCCAUGCUAGACUGAAGCUGGCCAGGGAGUGCCCUCAGAGCACCAAGCCACCUAACGGUUAUCUGUCCAUGGGGAGAACCAGGCUGUCGCAGAAACAGCCAGCCCCGACACCCUGCCUGUCCCCAGCCAAGCAGAAGAGGGUCAGCCACCGACGGGCCACCAAUGGGUGGCUGCCUGUAGGAGUGCCCACGGAGAAAGAAGUGUUCAUUGCGGGGGAGGAUGAGACGGCUUUGCGGCAGUGUUAUGAAGGAGUACAGAGAGACAGUGAAGUAAUACGUGUCAGAGACACAGUGCUGCUGCGCUCCGGUCCCCGGAAGAAGUCCCUGCCCUACGUCGCCAAGAUAUCGGCGCUCUGGGAGGAUCCCAAAUCUGGAGAGCUGAUGAUGAGCCUGUUCUGGUACUAUCGACCUGAACACACACAGGGAGGGCAAGACUCCAGUAUGCACUGUGAGAAAGAGAUUUUUGCCUCUCGGCAUCAAGACGAGAACAGUGUGGCCUGCAUCGAAGAUAGAUGCUAUGUUCUCCCACUAGCACAAUACUGUAGAUUUUGUGCCUUGGUGAAGCGGCGUGAAGAGGGUGCGCCCCCUGGCACUGCCAGAGUGGUCCCCUGCACCUCGGACUUCAACCCCCCCGACCACCGCCAGGUUCCUGCCAACAUCAACCCUGAACUAGUGUACCUCUGCCGCCACGUCUACGACUUCCGCUACGGACGCAUCCUCAAGAACCUGCAGUAGGGGGCAGCAGAGGACACGCAAACACACCCACACACACCCCUAGUGGAGCAAACACACUCCUACACAUGGGGCUGAAGGAUGAGAGGGGGAACCCCUGAAGUGUUUUGGUGGGACCCCUGAUUGACCCUUGACCCCUGAUAGGCACUCGGGUCAGCUGGAGGGAGGCUGAAGGAUCAAGUAUCGAAGGGGGACCACUGAUAUCUGAGUGGGUACCUUAGCCCCCUUUACAACUGUAGCUAGGGAGCUGAAGUUUUGGCUCCCUCAACUGGAGAACUAUACCGGCAUGGAGAAGGGAGAGGUGGAUUCUUUCACAGAGAUCUGUUCCUCCACACCACUUAGAGUUAAUGGUCCUGGUCCCCAUGUCCCGCUAUACAAUGUGCAUCAACAGCCGUGUUGGUGACCUAACAAGAAGAGGAGCUGUUAUAGCAGAGUGACACUGGGCUUAUCACGUCAUUGUUUUGAUGUUAGAGCCUGACGUAAUGACAACGUUCUUCUUCAUUUGUGUUUGUCUCUGAGGCAGCUGUGAUUGUGAGGGCACACACACACUGAGGUUUUAUAUUUUUGCCGUGUGUCAGAGAGUGACGUAGUGGGUGGGUGUGUGUUCAGUCUGGGCUGCAGUGAAACCACAGGUGCAGGUUCACAAAGGAUCGCAGUGUUUCCCCUUUAUUUCCCCUGUGAUAAAUCGUGGCCGCCAAGGAAGUAUAUAAAGUGCCAGUCAAAAGUUUGGACACACCUACUCAUUCAAGGGUUUUUCUUUAUUUGUACUAUUUUCUACAUUGUAGAAUAAUAGUGAAGACAUCAAAACAAUGAAAUA
This is a messenger RNA of Oncorhynchus tshawytscha (Chinook salmon), 4228 nucleotides long. RefSeq names its product bromo adjacent homology domain-containing 1 protein. The record is from RefSeq and is a predicted model, not a curated record. The transcript is spliced from 8 exons. Bases 781 to 3414 code for a protein of 877 amino acids. Gene Ontology annotation, molecular function: chromatin binding. Lineage: Eukaryota; Metazoa; Chordata; Actinopteri; Salmoniformes; Salmonidae.